This is a messenger RNA of Gasterosteus aculeatus aculeatus (three-spined stickleback), 2774 nucleotides long. RefSeq names its product tubulin, epsilon 1 (gene tube1). Gene Ontology annotation, biological process: microtubule-based process. Gene Ontology annotation, cellular component: microtubule. Gene Ontology annotation, molecular function: GTP binding. The record is from RefSeq and is a predicted model, not a curated record. NCBI's taxonomy places the organism in Eukaryota, Metazoa, Chordata, Actinopteri, Perciformes, Gasterosteidae.
UCAUCAGUCCUCGACCAUACACAGUGGAGGCGCGAGACAAGACGCGUUCAAAUGUCCUCACCUAAUGUUAUUGACACAUGUUUGAAGUGUGCCUUAACCCGUCGUUACGAGGGGGCCGUGUGUUGCCACUGCCAUGACGCAGUCAGUUGUUGUACAAGUUGGCCAGUGUGGCAACCAAGUUGGCUGCAGGUUUUGGGACCUCGCUUUACGAGAACACGCCCAUGUCAAUAAGAAAGGAAUGUAUGACGAGGCCCUCCGUAGCUUUUUUCGAAACGUGGACUCGAGAGAAAGCGAUGGAGGAGCAUGUGCUGUGGGUGGUAGGAUCCAGCAUCUGAAGGCCAGAGCGGUGCUGGUGGACAUGGAAGAGGGAGUGGUCAACGAGAUCCUGCAGGGCCCAUUGAGAGAGAUGUUCGACAGCACUCAGCUCCUCACGGACGUGUCAGGUUCAGGCAACAACUGGGCAGUCGGACACAUGACAUAUGGCUCAGCCUACAGGGAGCAAAUCGUGGACAAGCUGAGGAAGGCAGCGGAACACUGCGACUGUCUGCAGUGCUUCUUUAUUAUUCACUCCAUGGGGGGAGGUACUGGCUCCGGCCUGGGGACCAAGGUCCUGAGCCUGCUUGAGGAGGAGUUUCCUGAGGUGUGUCGCAUCGUCUCCUCCAUCUAUCCGUCAGCGGAGGACGACGUUGUCACAUCGCCCUACAACAGCGUUCUAGCCAUGAGGGAGCUCACCGAGCACGCCGACUGUGUCCUGCCGGUGGAAAACCAAUCGUUGGUGGACAUUGUGAACAAGAUCAAACAGAUGUCUCAUGCAGGGAGGCCAGGGUCAGUGAUCAGGAGAGACAGCACGCUCAUCUCUGGACAGGGCGGGCUCAGCGGGGCCGAGAAGCCCUUCGAUGCCAUGAAUAAUAUUGUGGCUAACUUAUUGCUCAAUAUUACCAGCUCGGCCCGUUUCGACGGCUCUCUCAACAUGGACCUGAACGAGAUCGCCAUGAACCUGGUCCCCUUCCCUCGUCUGCACUACCUGGUUCCCAGCCUCACUCCUCUCUACACGCUGGCCGACGUCAGCGUCCCCACCAGAAGACUGGACCAGAUGUUCAGCGACUCCUUCAGUAAAGACCACCAACUGAUCCGUGCUGACCCCAAGCGCGGCCUCUACCUGGCCUGCGCCCUCAUGGUCAGGGGCAACGUGCAUGUGUCUGACCUCCGCAGGAACAUCGAGAGGAUGAAGCCCUCGCUGCCCUUUGUCUCGUGGAACCAGGAAGGCUGGAAGACGGGCCUGUGUUCGGUGCCUCCUGUUGGUCACUCCCACUCCCUGCUAGCCCUGGCCAACAACACCUGUGUGAUGUCCACGUUCAUGGAGCUGAGGGAACGCUUCACCAAGCUCUACAGAAAGAAGGCUCACCUCCACCACUACCUGCAUGUAGAAGGGAUGGAGCAGAGCAUGUUCUCAGAGGCCGUGGGCUCGCUCAGCUCGCUGAUUGAAGAGUACUACCUUCUGGAUGCAACGAAGGGGAGACUCGUGCCUGACGCACCCAGACUGCGCAUCGCCAGAUGAAAGGCCGCUCUGUUGUAAACCUCUUUGUCCGACUCCUUUUGUGGCAGAUUAGAUUACAUUUUUUGACAUGAUUUAUGACCUGAUCAUAACAACAUCUGCUGUUACAGCUACACGCAAUGGCCAUAUUUCCUUGUUGAUAUUGCACCUAAAUGUUCUGAAGAAAAGGUUCACAAAAGCUUUCAUCAUCACUAGAUAUCUCCAUUUAUUCAUUGAUCCCAGCUACUUUUUUUUUUUUUUUCUUUUUUACUUUUUGAGGCACAUCGACGCUGCUGAGGAGAACCUAAUGACCAGAGUGUGCACAUGUUUCUGUCCUUAGUCUGCAGCAGCAGGGAUCACCCCCUCCCGUGUCCUGAUCAGAUCCGCUACAGAAGUCGCAGGUCAGAAAACAUGUCGCCUGGAUCGUUGCACUUCCUCUGGCACACGCAGGACGUGAUCCACUGCAUCUUCCACUCGGUGUUGGAGCCCGCCUUGCACGUGAAGUUAACCUUGAUCAUGCUCGACUUAUUGGGGACACAGCAGCGCUUGUCCGUACACACGCCGCAGUACAUUGGCUUGAACUUUUUGGUGCUGGUGCAGCCUGAGAGUGUCAGCUUCUCCGCUUUCUUUGCUUGGAAUUUAGGUCGGCAAGUCUUUCCCUUUUGCACCUGAGAGGGGGAUGGAAACUGUCAUGUUUGUGUAUGUAUUGGAUAUUAUAUAUAUAUAUUUGUAUAUAUCAAUGCUUUAAUAUAGAAUUUGACAAAGUAGCCACCUUAACACUCCUCAUCACGCUCUUCUCACACGGCCGCAGCAGACACAGACGUCUGUCCUUCCUCAUCUCGCACUUGCCGUUGUCGUUGUUGACGCGCACAGAGAUGCCCAGGCCGCAGGUUUUGGUGCAUGGGCUCCAGGGGGUGCUCUGGAUCAGACAGUUCUUCUUCCAGGCUAAAGGAGGAUCCCUGUAAGCUUUCAGUAUUACAGUUAAAGGGCACUGUGUCAACAGCAGCCCACGCAGAGAACUAGUCUGUGUGCCACCAUGCUGCCGAGCACUGCAGAGGCCCCAAAUACCUAAUCCUCAUUUUCCUCUUCUCAAAUCAAAAAUUCCUUUUGCUCUACCUUCAUGAGUUAGAAGAAUCAUCCAGAAAAGCACAUUCAGUAUGUGUAUGUGUGUCAGUGAUCAUCCUAACAAUGUGCUCUAUAUCUCCACAAUGAGAAAAUAAAUUUCUGUUUCAAAAAGACA